Messenger RNA from Neoarius graeffei (lesser salmon catfish), 1073 nucleotides. RefSeq lists its product as uncharacterized. The record is from RefSeq and is a predicted model, not a curated record. Gene Ontology annotation, biological process: cell surface receptor signaling pathway; negative regulation of T cell proliferation; immune response. Lineage: Eukaryota; Metazoa; Chordata; Actinopteri; Siluriformes; Ariidae. Gene Ontology annotation, cellular component: external side of plasma membrane. The coding region runs from base 72 to 899 and encodes 275 amino acids. The transcript has 8 exons.
CAUUUCUGCAUUUCAGCACAUUGUGUCUCUGCUUAUGGACAUUUAGUAAGUUGUGGACAUACGUUAUUAAAAUGCUCUUGUGUUUUUAUCUUCUCCUUCUUCUCCACAUCACUGAAGGCUGCUGGCUGGAAGGAAAUGGAUACUUAAUAGACAUCGCUGCAUACACAGGAGGCUCAGUACUGCUGCCCUGCUCCUGCACUGACCUCCAGACCACACCUGAGACAUUCAAAUGGGAGAAACUCACAACAAAUGAACAGAAAUGGGUAAAGAUAUCUCCUGAGAGUGAUCAGUACAAAGAGAGAUUUCAGCUGGUUAAUGAUCGCUCUUCAGGAAAUCUCUCUCUGCUCAUAUCACACCUGACUGAAGAGGAUGGAGGAUAUUACAGGUGUAGUGUUAAAGGGAGUGAAUACAGAGACAUCAGACUCAUUGUUAAAGACGCACCGACAAAACCUUCAACAUUCGCACCAGUGACCAGAACAACUUCACCUCAUUCCAAACCAGAUCCUCAACACAUCUACAUCAGCGUUGGUGUUGUGAUGGCUCUGUUGCUGCUGCUGAUCUUCGGAGGAGUCAUGUACUGGAAACACAUUGAACAGAGACAUAGACAGACUGAGAUCAGUGAUGGACAAACAGGACAGCAGACACAGCAGAAAAAGAAGAACUUUACCGAACCUAUGAACUUGAUCACAACAUCAGAAUCCACUUAUGAAUCAGUACACACACAGAAUGAUUCUGUUGUGCCGUACACAGCUAUAAACCCACAAUCUCAACGCAACAAUGUGGAAGAAAAGGAUGAUGUGACGUACUCGACUGUAGUCCACGGCAACACUGUGAGAGCAGCACACACUCAACAAGCAUCAGGAGAUAUGACAGUAUAUGCCAGCAUCAAAACUAAUUAAGUAACACACACACGAGUAUAUCUGUGAGGCAUUUCCAUUGACUUGUUCGUUGUUGUAGCAAAAUGAUUCAACACUUACACAAUUUUUUAUUUUAUGUUUUUAUUAAAUAUUGUUUAAAAUUAUUUUGAACUAAUAUUAAUUUAUUGUGAUCAACAACAACAAUAAUACAGUGUU